Molecule: messenger RNA, 2037 nt
Organism: Trifolium pratense (red clover)
Lineage: Eukaryota; Viridiplantae; Streptophyta; Magnoliopsida; Fabales; Fabaceae
Product: uroporphyrinogen decarboxylase 1, chloroplastic
Exons: 6
Coding region: 590-1801 (403 amino acids)
Biological process (GO): porphyrin-containing compound biosynthetic process
Molecular function (GO): uroporphyrinogen decarboxylase activity
Source: RefSeq, a predicted model, not a curated record
AAUAUAAUAUUUUUUUAUGGAAUCAUUGUAUUGUUUUUUUUUUUAUGAACUAGUAAUUAAAGUUCAACUAUGAAUUUGGACUCAAUGGCAGACAAUGAAACAAAGGUUGUGAUUCAACACAAGUUCCCUUUCACAUAGCUGGUCAUUGAACUCUGUACCACAAGAAUCAUUGUGUCGUGAAAUAGAGUAGAAGAGGAAUGAGAUGGAGAUGUCGAUUUUAAUCGAAGAAAACUUUUCUAUUUUACAGAAGAAAAUGAAAGCAAACAAACCGUAGAUUAUCGGAAGGUGGCGGAUUGACGGCGGCACGAUCAACGGCGGGUGCGGUGGUAUUUUGUGUGGUUUUUUUUGUUUUGAUUUUCUGUUUUGAUUUUGGUAUGAAGGAUUAGACACGUGGCUUAAUAUGAUGCACUAGAUUGAUCUGAUGGAUGAAGUUGGCUGAAAGUCUGGUGCCUUUCCCGCGUCAAUGUCACAUAAUCCCGAUCCGAGUUUAGAGAAGAAAAGUGAAGUCAAGACAGAGAGGGUAAGAUAACAAUAACUCUUCAAACAACACAACAAACAAAUUUUUUCUCAUCAUCACUUCAAUUCCACCAUGGAAACCAUUCCUACUUCCAUCAACAGUGGUUUGGGUUGGAAAUCAUCUUCUUUCUUUCAACAAUCCAAUUUCUUCAACCUACUUUCUCAACCUUACAAACCAAAACCCUCUCUCACCAAGUUUUCUCUCAAUUGCUCUGCCACCUCUGAUCCUCUCUUGGUUAAAGCUGCCAGGGGAGAUCUUGUUAGUCGCCCUCCAGCAUGGAUGAUGCGUCAGGCAGGAAGGUACAUGGCUGCUUACCAAAAGUUAGCUCAGAAACAUCCAUCCUUCCGAGAGAGGUCAGAGACGACUGAUCUCAUUGUAGAAAUUUCUUUGCAGCCUUGGAAAGCUUUUAGGCCCGAUGGAGUAAUUAUUUUCUCUGACAUCCUUACACCUCUACCUGCAUUUGGGAUCAACUUUGACAUAGAAGAUGUAAAGGGACCUGUAAUACAGUCACCUAUCCGCUCCGAGGAUGGAUUAAAGGUUUUGCACCCAAUUGACUUAGAUAAACUUAGAUUUGUAGGAGAAUCACUUAAGAUCCUGCGGCAAGAGGUUGCUCGUGAUGCUGCUGUUUUAGGUUUUGUGGGGGCACCAUGGACAUUGGCAACAUAUAUAGUAGAAGGAGGUACAACACGCACAUAUACAAACAUUAAGAGCAUGUGUCAUACAGCACCACACAUACUGAAGACUCUACUUUCUCAUUUGACAAAGGCGAUAGCAGAUUACAUCGUUUUCCAAGUGGAAUCUGGGGCUCAUUGUAUACAAAUAUUUGAUUCGUGGGGUGGACAACUACCGCCUGAUAUGUGGGAACGCUGGUCAAAGCCUUAUAUCAAAGAGAUUGUAAAUUUGGUCAAGAAAAAGUGUCCAGAGACACCACUUGUUCUAUAUAUAAAUGGAAAUGGUGGCCUUCUCGAACGUAUGGUAGAUACUGGAGUUGAUGUUAUUGGAUUAGACUGGACAGUGGAUAUGGCUGAUGGAAGACGAAGAUUGGGUAGCGGGAUAGGUGUUCAAGGAAAUGUGGAUCCUGCUUACUUAUUCUCUCCUCUUAAUGCUUUGACAGAAGAAAUUCAGAGGGUUGUGAGGUGUGCGGGACCUAGACGACACAUCCUUAAUCUUGGGCAUGGUGUUCUUGUUGGCACACCUGAAGAAGCUGUUGCACAUUUCUUUGAAGUAGCUAGGAGCUUGAAGUUUGACACUCUCACUCAAAACAACACUGCAAAUGUAGCUUAAAGACAAAAGCCAUUUGUGUUGCCACUUUUUGUACUUUUGCUGGUAUGUUAAACCAUUUCUUGAAGAGUUCAGGUUUAGUCCUUGUUCUUAUGCAGCUAUGUGAUGAUGAUGAUCACUAUCUGAGAAUUUGUACAUUGCUGUGUCGGCUAACUGAUGAAAGUAGUCUACAUUUUUUCUGUAUGAUAAAUUAAUUAGAGGUUCCUUCCAUUUGUUUGAGUAUAAAAAAAAAUGUUAUU